Messenger RNA from Daldinia caldariorum, 835 nucleotides. RefSeq lists its product as uncharacterized. Bases 474 to 716 code for a protein of 80 amino acids. The transcript has a single exon. The record is from RefSeq and is a predicted model, not a curated record. Lineage: Eukaryota; Fungi; Ascomycota; Sordariomycetes; Xylariales; Hypoxylaceae.
GUUGGGCUGGUUGGACGAAGAACGCAGCACCUGCUUUGCCACGCGGAUAAGGAUUGACGAAGAAAAGGCGGCAGUGAGUGCGACGGGGGGAUGUAGCCGAGCCGCCAUACAUGUCCAUAUGUAUGUGUGGUAGAUACCUGGUAGGUAGCUGGUAGGUAGGUAAGGUGAGAGGUAGGUUAAGGUAGCGCUCCAAAAAAUGGGAACGCAUCCCGUACCUCAACUCACAUACAUACCUAGACAUACAUCUUCGCGCAACCCACCAGCCCCGGAACACGAAGCGCCAUACAUCGAUCGGGAUUAUCUCUUGGGUUCUACUCCGUCCACUAGGAAUAAUACCCAGCACCCGGGCACUAGGAACUCAAGAGUAGGUAGGUAGCGUCCAGGUUGGAAUAUCGCCGGGUUCAGGAAAAAAAAAUCUUGAGUUGGAGAAAUUCCGGAUUGCUGUAACCCCCAUUUUUGUCCAGAGAAGUCCUAUGAGGGAGAUGGGGUGGGUGGAUGGGUGGAUGGGUGGAUGGGUGUUAGGAGGCGCCGUAAAGGCGUUCGUCUACCGCAACAGCCGAUGCAUGCAAGAUAAAAUGGCAUGUAUUGCCGGGGGAGGGGGAGGGGCAGGAAUGCUUAGGAGUUUUCUUUUUUUUUUUUUUUCUUUUUUUUUUCUCUUCUUUUUCUUCUGUGAGGCACUGAAUAAUGAAGUGGUGGUGGUGGUGAUGAGAUAUUAAAGAGUGAGGGACGGAGAGCUGUCUUUCAGGUAGAAACCCUCGUGCCGUCGACUCGGGCAAACAAAAAGAAGAAUCGGAUUCGCGAGCAAAGGUAAAAAUUGUUAGGCUUCGCCGUAUUC